GUUCUUUAUUUCAAAAGAUGAUCAGAAGCGCUUUGUCAUCGCACCUGUAGCAGCUGUGGAGCCCCCAGUCCUCCACCUUGGAGGACCGACCCCUUUCCGUCUCUAUGGUUCCACGCCGGAAUUCCCCGGCGGCAACGACAACUACCUGGCCAUCACCGGCGCGGCUCACCCCUUCCUAACGGGCGCCGAGACCUUCCACACGCCCAGCUUGGGGGACGAGGAGUUCGAGAUCCCCCCCAUCGCCCUCGACGCCGACCCCUCGCUGGCCGUGGCCGACGUCGUCGCCCACUUCGACGAGCUGGGGGACCCCGGCGCCCCCCCCGAGGCCGCCUUCGCCCCCCCCUACGGGGUGCAGGCCCUCGACAUGCCCGUGGGGAUCGGGCCCGGCCUGAUGGAGCAGGGCGGGGGGCUGCUGCCGGGGGGGCUCUCCAUGGAACUGGACCCCCCCCUGGCCGCCCCCUACGCCGCCGCCCCCCCCGUCACCAUCGAGGUGCCGAUGAGCCCGGGGGGGCUCCUGGCCCCCGGCGCCCUCACCACCAUCGACCAGAGCGAGCUCAGCUCCCAGCUGGGGCUCAGCCUGGGGGGGGCGCCCCCCACCCUGCCCCCCCCGGCCCCGGAACCCUCCCCGGACGAGCGCCUCUCCGCCACCCCCUCGCCCACCCCCUCGCUGCCCGAUGAGGAGGCCGAAGACUUCCGCAGGCAACUCCCGGCCCAAAAGGCCGCCCCCCCGCCGGCCGCCCCCGAGGGGGGCCGCAAGCCCAAGCCCCCCAAGAAGCAGAAGAAGAAGAAGGACCCCAACGAGCCCCAGAAGCCGCUCUCCGCCUACGCCCUCUUCUUCCGCGACACGCAGGCGGCCAUCAAGGGCCAGAACCCCAACGCCACCUUCGGCGAGGUCUCCAAGAUCGUGGCCUCCAUGUGGGACAGCCUCGGCGAGGAGCAGAAGCAGGUCUACAAGCGCAAAACGGAGGCCGCCAAGAAGGAGUACCUCAAGGCCCUGGCCGCCUACCGCGCCAUCCAGACCACGGCGGAGCCUUCGGAGCCGGACCCGCCGCCUCCGCCUCCUCCUCCCGCGGCCUCCCAGCCUCCCUCGGCCUCCGAGCCUCCGCCGGGCCUCGCCGCCGCGCCGCCGCCGGGCAUCACCAAGAUCAUCAUCCCCAAGCAGAUGCUGCCUCCUUCCCUCGCCGCGGCCUCCACGGCCUCCACGACGGCCGGAAGCGGCGGAGGCCCGGCCUCCGGCCUCGUCACCGUCAUCCCGGCCACCGUCGUCACCUCCCGCGGCCUCCACCUGGGCACGGGGACGCAGAUCGUCACCCGCUCCGUCCUGGCGGCCGCUGCCGCCGCCGCCGCGGCCUCCUCCUCCUCCUCCUCCUCCUCCUCCUCGGCCUCCGCCGUGCCUCCCCCUCGCCUCCAGCCUCCCCCCCUCCAACAAAUGCCCCCCCCGCAGCCCCCCGGCCCGGCCUUGGCCGUCCUCCAGCCUCCUCCCCCCCUCCAAGCCAUGCAGCAGCCUCCGCCCCAGCCCAAGGGAGGCCGCCUCCCCCAGCAGCCUCCCCCCCUCCAAAUCAAGAUCCUGCCCCCCCCCGGCCUCCACCUCCAAACUUUGGCCCUCCCCGAGGCCCCCGGGGCUGGCGGAGGGGCGGCAGGGGGGGGAGGGGCGGGGGGGGGCGGCCUCCCCAACCCUCCCCCCCCCGCAACCCCGGCGGCCUCCGCCCAAGGCGGGACCCCGGCCUCGGCGGCGGGGCCGGCCUCACCGGAGGCCGUGGAGAUGAUCGCGGGCGACGUGGUGCCGGAGGUGGAAUCCCCCACCCAAAUGUCCCUGGAGCUGGUGGCCGAAUCCCCCGCGCCCGGCCCCGAAUCCCCCCGACCCCGCUGCGUCCGCUCGGGGUGCGACAACGCCCCCGUCCCCAGCUCCGACUGGGACAACGAGUACUGCAGCAGCGAGUGCGUCGUCAAGCACUGCCGGGACGUCUUCUUGGCCUGGCUGGCCGCCCGCAACGCCAGCACCAGCGUGGUUUUCGUCAAAUGA
This is a messenger RNA of Cygnus atratus (black swan), 2023 nucleotides long. It is a transcript of the gene TOX4, whose product is annotated as TOX high mobility group box family member 4. The annotation marks the transcript as partial. Gene Ontology annotation, biological process: regulation of transcription by RNA polymerase II. The record is from RefSeq and is a predicted model, not a curated record. Gene Ontology annotation, cellular component: nucleus. NCBI's taxonomy places the organism in Eukaryota, Metazoa, Chordata, Aves, Anseriformes, Anatidae. The transcript is spliced from 10 exons. Gene Ontology annotation, molecular function: chromatin DNA binding.